CGCUACCGCCCCGCCUCCAGCUAGUAGGCAAAGGCGAAGGCCCAUUUUUGUCCUCGAAAGCAAACUGCUUUCUGUGCCCAGGGCCGCAAGCACAUAAAUACCUCCGUAGUACGUCAAAAGCCUUAAUAUAGUUUUAGUUCUAUCUGCUUCAUCAAGCAGACUGCUUGGCCCAACAAUUCUUCACAUCUGUGAGACAUAUACUAACGAUGUCUUUUUCAAUCAGUAUCAGAUUUUUCAGCUCAAUUUUUCAGUGGGACAGAAACUCCGAAUUCUGUACACAACAGCAGGCAUUAAUUAUGCGUGAUGUAGUUGUAUCGCAAGAAAGAACUGUUUCACUGUAAACCUGUGAUGCAGAGAACGAAACACCAAAGUGUUUGUCUUGCUACACCUGCAACGCAAUGGCUUUUUAAGCGUGUUUUCCCUUGGGAAACGCGCAUGGCAAAUUUUCUGUGUCAUGUGUAAGAAACUUGUGAUGCAGAUCUUGCAAAACCAUCACAGUGAAGCAGUUUUUUCGUGGGAUAUGUUGAUAUAAUUCGUCGUCCGAGUGCCGUCGCGUGGAAGACAGCCCCGCGCACUUCCUCUAUCAAUGUGAAAAAAGCCCCCACCCCAUAUCGGAAACGGAAGAUUCGCGAAUUUGUGAUGCUGUAUUUGAGUACACAAAUCGACGUGUAUUGCUAGAAGGCCAAGAGACGAAGCUGCGGCCUAAAUUGCAGGCAAUCUGUCAUGCUGUUUCCCACUUCCAGUUGCCUCCUGUCAUCCUGGCGCUGCAAGGCUUUCCCACGUUAGGCAGCACUACAGUCCGGCGCAUCUUUUGCCUUCUAGCAUCACAAAGCUGAUUUGUGGCCACAAAUCUGCAUCACAGAUUUCCGUUUUGAUAUGGGGAGGGGGCAUUUUUAAUUGUAAUAUCCUCGAAUGCUAUGCGAUAGGUAUCAACCUUGAAACACUAUCAUGUCCGCAGCGUCUUGCCAAGGUCUUCGCCUAUGUGGCACAUGUGCCACCAGACGACUCCAGCACUGACGCAGAGCUUUGAACCCCUCGCGGGGCUUCCCGCCCGUGGGCACUACGAAAUUUCGUAUAACGCCGUACCUGGUGGCAGGCACGCAAAAGCAUCUGUCAGAGGGCAUGAUGCGUGAUGUGUGAGACUACAUUCAGCUUGCCGCUGAAGCUGCUUCACAUCUAAAGACCGUGGCGCAAGUAUCGAUCGAAAUGACGCUCGCAGCGAGAACCGCAUUGGUGCAGCCAUCAG
Messenger RNA from Amoebophrya sp. A120, 1246 nucleotides. NCBI's taxonomy places the organism in Eukaryota, Dinophyceae, Syndiniales, Amoebophryaceae. The record is from the annotation of a GenBank genome assembly.